AUGAGCGUAUCUAAUGCUACCACCAAGGCGCUGAUACCCAGCAACAGACACAGUAAUAUGCAACCUUUAAACGGCCCUUUUCAGAGCCGUUCAACGCAGAUAUUAGGACCAUGCCUUAGGGUAUGUCACCUAAAUAUUGAAGGUAUUUCGUCAGCUAAGAUUGAAAUACUAUCUCAACUUAUGAGAGAGGAAAAAGUUGAUGUAAUUGCCCUCCAGGAAACGCAUACAUUAGCUGAAGCCGACCUCCACAAAAGAGGACAAAUAGCAGGCUACAAUUUUAUUGNUUUUCAGAGCCAUUCAACGCAGAUAUUAGGACCGUGCCUUAGGGUAUGUCACUUAAAUAUUGAAGGUAUUUCGUCAGCUAAGAGUGAAAUUCUAUCUAAACUUAUGAGAGAGGAAAAAGUUGAUGUUAUUGCACUCCAGGAAACGCAUACGUUAGAUGAAGCCGACCUCCACAAAAGAGGACAAAUAGCUGGUUACAAUUUGAUUGGAGCCAUACACCAUAAACAGUACGGAGUUGCAACCUACCUUAACUCACGCAUCAGCCAUGCGAGAACAAUAGUACAAGAGAUAGUGGAAGAGGUAUUUAUCUUGACAGUAAAUGUGAGUGGAGUAAAUAUAGUAAAUGUGUACAAGCCACCCAAUACAUUAUGGAAUAACCCACCAUUGCGCGUUCUAGANAAAAGAGGACAAAUAGCUUGUUACAAUUUUAUUGGAGCCAUACACCAUAAACAGUACGGUGUUGCAACCUACCAUAACUCACGCAUCAGCCAUGCAAGAACAAUAGUACAAGAGAUAGUGGAAGAGGUAUUUAUCUUGACAGUAAAUGUGAGUGGAGUAUAUAUAGUAAAUGUGUACAAACCACAAAGUACAUUAUGGAAUAACCCACCAUUGCGCGUUCUAGAUCAUCCAUCAAUGUAUAUUGGUGACUUUUAUAGCCAUAGCUUACAUUGGGGCUACGAUGAUGACGAUGACAACGGAGUAAUACUAUUUGACUGGCUUUCCACAAAUGACAUGGAGUUAAUGUAUAGCGCUAAGGAUAAGGGGACUUUCCACUCAGCCAAAUGGGGCAAGGACUAUUCACCGGACUUGAGAAUUAUCUUGAGAUUAUCUCUAAAUGACAACACUAUGUGCACCCGAAAAGUACUGAAUGACUUCCCACAUAGCCAACACCGCUCAGUGCUCUUGGAAUAUGGUCUCCAAAUCCCAACAGUGCACUCCAUCCCGAAACCAAGGUGGAAUUUCCAAAAGGCUGAUUGGGACGCAUUUGCUAAAGAAUUAGACCACAUAGUGCAAUAUAUUCCUCCAGUUUCCAUCAACUAUGAGCGCUUCGUUAAGACUAUUAAGUCAGUAGCAAAGAAACAUAUUCCUCGGGGUUUUAGAAAAUCAUAUAUCGCAACUUGGGACAAAGAUUGUAGCGACCUAUUUGGAGAAUUCCAGAUAUCAAAUGAGCAAAGUAUUGCAGACGAGCUAAUAAGAACAUUAAACAUAAAUAGACGCAAGAAGUGGCAAGAAACUUCUGCUAGCUUAAACUUCACACACUCCAGUAAGACAACAUGGCACUUAGUAAAGAGACUAGGUGCGAAGACCUCGAAGACAAGCCUAUCUGACAAA
This is a messenger RNA of Cinara cedri, 1614 nucleotides long. The record is from the annotation of a GenBank genome assembly. NCBI's taxonomy places the organism in Eukaryota, Metazoa, Arthropoda, Insecta, Hemiptera, Aphididae.